Molecule: messenger RNA, 909 nt
Organism: Cydia strobilella
Lineage: Eukaryota; Metazoa; Arthropoda; Insecta; Lepidoptera; Tortricidae
Exons: 7
Coding region: 1-909 (302 amino acids)
Source: RefSeq, a predicted model, not a curated record
AUGGAGAGAACAGGAGAUGAUGAUGAUGCCAUUGAUGACGAUGUUGGCGUCGAUGAUGAUGUGGAUGUGGCAUUAAGUGGAGAGAAUGACAGAAAUGAAGGAGUUGAUGACGAUGAAAUUGAUAGCAAUGAAGGCAAGAACUUAAGUGAAGGCAAUGAUGAAAACGACGCAAUCGAUGACGAAUUUAACGUUUUUACUGGAGAUGACGAAAACGCCGCAAAAGCUGGAGAUUUUUUAGAUGAUGACGAAAAUACUGGUAUCAAUAAUAGUAAUGAAAACCAGGAAAUCGAAGAUGAUGAGCCUUCAACUUUAACAUCCACUCACGACAAUAGGUUGAAACUUGGCAAUGGCGAGCUGGAGGAGCUGAAACAGUACGAACGGGAGCUGGAAGCUGGUGAUUUAGCGGAGUUCUUUGGCAAUAAUCAUCAUCGCGAACCGAGGUAUUAUAAAGACCUGGGCCGCCGGUUUGUUCCUGUCUACCCUUACAAGGAGAGAAAAGUUAAACAUAGAAAACCGAGUCCUGAGCAAAUAGUACAAUUUAUUAUGUCGUCAAAAAAAGUUCUAAGGGACAAUGAAGACACGACAGAUAUAGUACCAAUAAUGGCACCAGCUGAUGUAGUCGUAGCUGUGAUGAAAAACGGUACGAAAAAAUAUUCCUCUAAGCCCAGCGAGCCUACGGAAGAAGUCAUCAGACAGUACAUGCUGAGGAGUGGUGACUAUUGGGAUGGCGUGUGGAAAGAAGAUGUGAAGCCAGACACUAUUUUAAGAACAAAGAAAAAUAAACAUCAAAAAGAAACAUUGGAUAUCCAGCCAUUCGCAUCGAAGCUUGUCCCGGGCACCAAGUUGUAUGAUCUGCUCGCUAGGAUUGUGAAGAAAUCACCGAAACUCUUGUACUUUAUCAACAAUUAA